AGGGGAUUGAGUUGAGUGUCUUCUCACUCUAAUUAUAUGUUUUUUCUUUUAAACGCGCAGAAAAUGUACAACGCAUAGCUCCAAGACUGCCCUCCCUCUUUUCUCUCUCUAAAGAUCUCUUCUGCCAGAGGGCGUGUUUGUCUGUAUCUACUAGGUAUAUAUCGGUGUAAAUCAAGUCAGUCGCCGUGAUGCUGUGUCGUUUAGCCGGCUGAGAUUUCGCUACCAGAUUCUCUCUUCUAAGGGAAAGAAGGUGCUCUGUUUUGAGAAAGUUGAGGCACAACUGGAGUUCCUAGUUCUCUCUCUCUCUCUACGGACAAGUAUUUCCAGCUGUGUGAGAUUGCAUUUUCGUGGCUCUUGUUUCGGAUUUCUUUUUUCAAGUGAUGAUCGUCCUUCUGAAAUGGUGCAGCAGAAAGGGAAAUUUGCAGUCUUUUUGUGAAUCGAUAAAAGGGGAGUUCUCUUUUCAGUUGCUGAUCAAACAGGCAUAGAAGCUAUGAGUUUGCUUUCUCAUUCUGAUAAGCCACCAGAUUUCACUGCAUAGUGGAUGUUUGCUUCACAACUGCUGAAAAUUCUCCAAACUGUCCCAAGUGAACUGAAGAAUGAAAGCCGGCAUGAUUCUGAACUUCUGAAUGCAAUGACAGUGUCUUUGAGCCUGCUGAAUAAUUCAAGAGCAUGAAGGAAAAUCAGGAUGCAACUUUUCAUGAUUCUAAAAGUUUCGAGGGGGAUACUGAUCACCUGACCUGUGGAAGCAAAGAAAUAUACAAAUUAGAUGAUUCUAAAAGGGACACCACUCCCCUAGCAUUUGAUGCAAAAGGUAGAGAUGAGUGUUGGAACCUUAGAGUGAUGGAUAACUUUUCCAUGGGUAAUGAAAAUGGAUCUGUAGAUUCUCCAAGAAAGAAAGAUCAAAAUGGACUCUCACAUCAUCUAGGCGGUUGGGAGAAAGAUGCAGAUUCUUUAAGCAAAGAUCAGCAAAGUCCACAGUACUCGCUGAAAGUUGAAGAGGUUACGAUUGGUAAUGGAAAUGAAUCCAUAGAUUCUAGUACCCCAUGUAAUGGUGCUUCUUUGUUUGAGACAGUUACUAGUGUGUUUACUGAUAAAAAUGUAACGGAAUGUGAAUUGCCUGAGUUGGAGGUUUGCUACAAAGAGAUUAAUCAUCAAAUUGUGAAGGACAUAUGCGUUGAUGAGGGGAGGUAUGAGGACCAAAAGGUGAUUGAAAUUUAUAAGGAUGACAAAUCUCGACAUUAUUUUCCCGAGUCUCAUUAUAACAAUAACCAUGGUGAAGAUUCAGGAGGGGUUGGUAAGGAACUCCUAGUAUCAGAUAGAAUAGAAGCUUCCUUCAUGGAGAUCACAAAUGGCACUAGUGCUAUUCAAUGUGGGAGCAAAGAAGAAUAUGAUGGCAAAUCAGUUGAUCAAGGAAGGCUAGAAUCUCCCUCAGACAGCUCUGGCUACAAGGAUACUGCUAAGCAUUGUGAUCCAGGGGACUCAGUGCAGACAGGUGAAGCAAAUCAGGCUGCAAUUCAUUCUUCAGAAGAGGUAUCUCUUGUGGAUAGAGAACUUCCUAUUCAAGAGUUUGGUACAAGAAGUUUCCUCAGAUCUUUCCUCAACUCUUUAGAUGGUGAUGGAAACAAAGUUACACAACCGCCUGAUCAGAUUUCUAAUGGAAAAGCAUCUACAAAGAGUCACGCCGCGUCAUCUGAAGAAAAACAAGGACCAAAGGAAGAUGUUCAAGCUAGCAGCCUACUGUACAAUAGUAAGGUGGAAAGUGGAAGCAUUACUUUCAAUUUCAACUCCCCUGCACCAGUGUUAGCUGGCAUCACAAAUCGGUUAACUGAAAAUGUCAAGGAACAGUCUUUUGACUCGGGGGAUAUGCAGGAACAUAAGGAUGCGGAUGUGGACAAUCUCCCAGAUGGUGGGCAAGUUCAAUGCGCUGGCGACAGCACUGCAGAUGUCCAAGAACCAUCCCUAAUCAUCAAGAAUGGCAAUUUCGAUGGUUCUUCUGCCACUGGCCAUGUUCCACCAGUAGGCAUCAAAGAGGGGAGUGAGGAAAAUGUUCAUGAACAAACCCCAGAAAACAAGGAUGACAACUCUGCUGAUCUUUCUCAAGAUUGCCAGCUUCAGUUUCCUAACAACAAGAGCCAGAGUUCCAGAAAAGAUGAUGUACAAGCUCUUGAGCCGAAUGUUCCAAGGCAUGAACAUAGAAACUCUGGCAAUGUUCCCGUCGUCAGCCAAUUGCAAUAUGACGCUGGAGAGACGAGCUUCUCUGCAGCCGGUCUUAUUAGUUAUUCAGGGCCAAUAGCGUUUUCUGGGAGCCUCUCUCAUCGGUCUGAUGGCAGUACAACCAGCGGCAGAUCUUUUGCUUUCCCAGUAUUACAAUCUGAAUGGAAUAGCAGUCCAGUAAGAAUGGCAAAAGCUGAUAGGAGACAUUUCCGAAAACACAAGGGCUGGAGAUUAGGCCUUCUUUGCUGUAGAUUCUAAGUGCUUCUAUUAUAGGUUAUAGUGCAGAUAUACAUCAAAAUCUUAAUUUAAAAGUCCUCCGAGUAUUGUAAGUAUAGGUGUCGAUAUGACCGCUUUGCUUCUUUAGGGCUUCUUCAAGUUGUUCCGAGAAUUGCGAUAUGAACUAGUACAUGUGCAGGCGCAAUUAUGUCUAAAUUUUUGUUUCAGUAUUUCUUCCUAUAAACAUGAUAUCAUACUCAUGGUUUUCCCUUACUGGGCAUCACUGUCAA
Molecule: messenger RNA, 2720 nt
Organism: Sesamum indicum (sesame)
Lineage: Eukaryota; Viridiplantae; Streptophyta; Magnoliopsida; Lamiales; Pedaliaceae
Source: RefSeq, a predicted model, not a curated record